UCUUUUCCAGUGUUUUCCGGUCUUGGAAUCUUCAUUUUCUUUCUCUAUUUUUUUAUUUAUUUGUGUUUUGGUUCUGGUAAAAUGAGGGAAUCUGAUAGGUCGGUUUGGUGUUGAAGUCCUACGCUGUUUUGUCUCUUGGCUGCAUUGGUUCUCUUUUGGUGGAACUUGUGGUAGUAUAAUGUAAUCCUGGUGAAAUAAAGUCUUUUAGAGAGGAUCCACUACUAAAGCACAAUGUCAGAUCUCGAGGCUCCCUUGCGCCCAAAAAGGAAAAAGGUGUUAGUGGACUAUUUGGUUCAGUUCCGAUGGAUUCUGGUUAUUUUUGUUGUCCUGCCAAUCUCCUUUACAAUUUACUUCCUAACUUAUCUUGGAGAUGUUAAAUCUUCAAUGAAAUCCUACAAGCAACGCCAGAAGGAGCACGAAGAAAAUGUUCAGAAAGUUGUGAAACGCCUCAAGCAGAGGAACCCAGCAAAGGAUGGUCUCGUAUGUACAGCCCGUAAACCCUGGAUUGCUGUUGGAAUGCGGAAUGUUGACUAUAAGCGGGCUCGGCAUUUUGAAGUUGAUCUAUCAGCCUUCCGUCAUAUUCUUGAAAUUGAUAAAGAGAGAAUGAUUGCAAGAGUUGAGCCACUUGUGAACAUGGGGCAAAUUACUAGGGAAACUGUCCCAAUGAAUCUUGCCCUUGCAGUGGUUGCGGAGCUCGAUGACCUUACUGUUGGUGGGCUCAUCAAUGGAUAUGGCAUUGAAGGAAGCUCUCAUCUAUAUGGCUUGUUCUCUGAUACUGUUGUAGCUUAUGAAAUUGUUCUAGCAGAUGGUCGAGUUGUUAGAGCUACAAAGGACAAUGAAUACUCUGAUCUUUUCUAUGCAAUCCCUUGGUCUCAAGGAACACUGGGCUUUCUUGUUUCUGCUGAGAUUAAGCUGAUACCCAUUAAAGAAUAUAUGAAGCUUACUUACAAACCAGUAGUGGGUAACCUAAAAGAUCUUGCACAGGCUUAUAUCGACUCUUUUGCUCCCAGAGAUCUUGACCAGGAUAACCCAGAAAAGGUUCCAGACUUUGUGGAGGGCAUGAUUUAUACUCCUACGGAAGGUGUGAUGAUGACAGGAAGAUAUGCCUCGAAAGAAGAAGCCAAGAAGAAGGGCAAUGUAAUUAAUAGUGUUGGUUGGUGGUUUAAACCUUGGUUCUACCAGCAUGCUCAGACAGCCUUAAAGAAAGGAGAGUUUAUUGAGUACAUCCCAACCAGGGAAUAUUACCACAGGCAUACGAGGUGCUUGUACUGGGAGGGAAAGCUUAUACUUCCAUUCGGAGAUCAAUGGUGGUUUAGGUUUCUCUUCGGCUGGUUGAUGCCUCCCAAGGUUUCCCUGCUCAAGGCUACCCAAGGUGAAGCAAUCAGAAACUACUACCAUGAUAAUCAUGUCAUUCAGGAUAUGCUUGUUCCUCUUUACAAGGUUGGGGAUGCUCUAGAGUGGGUCCACCGUGAGAUGGAGAUAUACCCCAUUUGGCUCUGUCCACACAGAUUGUUCAAGUUGCCCAUCAGAACUAUGGUUUACCCUGAGCUGGGAUUUGAGCAUCAGCUAAGACAGGGAGAUACGCCCUAUGCUCAAAUGUACACUGAUAUCGGAGUAUAUUAUACACCAGCAGCUGUAUUUAGAGGCGAGGUGUUUGAUGGUGCUGAGGCAGUUCGUAGAUUGGAGAACUGGUUGAUUGAGAACCAUGGCUUCCAGCCACAGUAUGCAGUUUCUGAGCUAAGUGAGAAGAAUUUCUGGAGAAUGUUCGAUGCUGGGCUCUAUGAGCAGUGCAGGAGGAGAUAUGGAGCAGUUGGAACUUUCAUGAGUGUCUACUACAAGUCCAAGAAGGGAAGGAAGACCGAGAAGGAGGUUCGAGAAGCUGAACAAGCCCACCUUGAGACUGCUUAUGCAGAUACUAAUUAACCAAUGGACGGAUGAUAAAGUCGACUGGGAAUGAUUUGGUGGGAUUCCUCACUUUGCCUUUUCUUGCCUUUUCUGACUCUGCUGCUGAGUUUCUUUAUCUGUAUUUUGGUAGCUUAAUGCUUUUUAGAUGCUACUUUAUUUGCUGUUUUGGUUUUUUGAUGGAUUAGAUGAAACUUUGUAUGAUUUAUGGUACUCCAAAUUUCUAUUCUUCCUUUCAGAGACAA
This is a messenger RNA of Jatropha curcas, 2147 nucleotides long. NCBI's taxonomy places the organism in Eukaryota, Viridiplantae, Streptophyta, Magnoliopsida, Malpighiales, Euphorbiaceae. The record is from RefSeq and is a predicted model, not a curated record.